Molecule: messenger RNA, 1344 nt
Organism: Megalops cyprinoides (Indo-Pacific tarpon)
Lineage: Eukaryota; Metazoa; Chordata; Actinopteri; Elopiformes; Megalopidae
Product: keratin, type I cytoskeletal 13-like
Exons: 9
Coding region: 1-1344 (447 amino acids)
Molecular function (GO): structural molecule activity
Source: RefSeq, a predicted model, not a curated record
AUGUCCCUCUCAGUCCGCUCCUCACGCCUGUCUGUGGGACGAGGAUCAGGCAGUGUGUAUGGGGGUGCAGGGGGUUCUGGCAUCCGCAUCUCUAGUGUGACCAGCCGAAGCAGCAGCCUCAGCCUGGGGAGUGGAGUUGGGGGGUACAGCAUGAUGGCAGUGGGUGGGGGCUUUGGUGCAGGCGGAGGAGGUGGGGGUCUGGAAGAGGCCUUGGUCAUGGUCAAUGACAAGCAGACCAUGCAGAAUCUCAAUGAUCGCUUGGCAUCCUACCUGGCGAAGGUACGCUCCCUGGAGUCAGCUAACGCAGAGCUAGAGCUGAAGAUCCGGGAAUUCCUGGCCACAAAGGUGUCUGGGGGUGCCCGGGACUUCACAGUGUUCUUGAAGACUAUCGCGGAUCUGCAAGCACAGAUUGGUGCUGCUGGGGCUAAAAAUGCCAUGAUUGUUCUCCAGAUAGACAAUGCCAAGCUGGCUGGUGAUGAUUUCAGAGUCAAGUAUGAGAGUGAGUUGGCCAUGAGACAGUCAGUGGAGGCUGAUAUCAACGGAUUAAGGAAGGUGUUGGAUGAGUUGACUCUGGCCAGAUCUGACCUGGAGAUGCAGAUUGAAGGGUUGAAGGAGGAACUGGUCUUCCUAAAGAAGAACCAUGACGAGGAGUUGGCUGCCCUGCGGGCCCAUAUAAGUGGAAGUUCUGUGAAUGUUGAGGUCAAUGCUGCACCUCAGCAAGACCUGGCACGGGUCAUGGAGGAGAUUCGGGCCCAGUAUGAGGGCAUCGUCGACAAGAACCGCCGGGAGAUGGAGAGCUGGUACAAGGGCAAGUUUGAUGCACUGAACCAGCAAGUGGUAAGCAGCACUACAGAGAUCCAGACCUCCAGAAGUGAGAUCAGUGAGCUGAAGAGGACUGUGCAGGGGCUGGAGAUUGAGCUGCAGUCCCAGCUCAGCCUGAAAUUGUCUCUGGAGGGUACACUGGCAGACACAGAGGCCACCUUUUCAGCCCAGCUGGUGAAGCUACAGGCACAGGUCACAAUGCUGGAGCAGGAGCUGAUGCAGCUGCGAUCUGAGACUGAGAGGCAAAGCCAUGAGUACAAGUUGUUGUUGGAUGUUAAAACACGCCUAGAGCUAGAGAUUGCAGAGUACAGGAGGCUGCUAGAUGGAGAGGCCUGGGGGGUUGGGCUGGAUGAAAAAUUUGUACUAGCUGCACUUUCUCAGUUGCAGAGCCUUGACCCUGAACCUGAGAUCACACGUUCUCGCAUUGUGAAGACCAUUGUGGAGGAGCUUGUGGAUGGAAAAGUGGUCUCUUCUGAAGUACAGGAGAUCCAUGAGAGUAUCUCAGACACUGUUGUAUCUUAG